AUGAUUCCCACCUGCAUAAAUCCACUUAAUGUUCAGACCAGAAGCCGACCGCGCGCCCCGGGCCGGUUUCAGCUGGCCUUACGCAACGCCGCGUCGCCCUGGGACCCUCGUUCGGUACGCGUCGACGGCGAGAGGCACCUGGAAGACCGCGACGCCUCCAGAAACCCAACCGAAAUCACUCGCUUCCAAAGGCGGCGGCGGCGGCUUCGUGCCAGCGCAAGCGUCGCCGGCCCGUCCGUGGGCGCGGACGCACCCCGCAGCCGGGGCCCUCGCGCGCCCUCGAGCCGCGUUUCGGUCACGCCGCCGCGCCCCCCGCCGCCCCGGCGGCACUCCGCCAGCCGAGGCAGGGGCGAGGUAAUAUUUCCAACGUUCAGCAGAAAAGUGUAUGUUUAUAAAAGCUUUAAAUUUUCUUGCAUUUCAGAUCGCCUUUAUUUUGCAAUUCUCUGCCAAAAACCAAAGAGUGGAGCUGCAAAUACCCAUUAUUUCUGCAUAGAUGAUGAACUUGUAUAUGAGAACUUCUAUGCAGACUUUGGACCACUCAAUCUGGCAAUGGUCUACAGAUACUGCUGCAAGCUAAAUAAGAAAUUAAAGUCAUUUUCAUUGAUAAGGAAGAAAAUAAUUCAUUAUACUGGCUUUGAUCAGAAAAAACAAGCAAAUGCUGCAUUCCUCAUAGGCUCCUACGCAAUAAUAUACCUGAGAGAAUCCCCAGAAGAUGUGUACAGGCUUAUAUUGGCUGGAAGUGUUUCAUAUCUUCCUUUCAGGGAUGCUUCCUUUGGUACUUGCAGUUUUCAUCUGACAUUGCUGGACUGUUUUCAUGCAAUAAACAAGGCUUUGCAAUAUGGUUUCCUGGAUUUCAAUAAGUUUGAUGUAAAUGAAUAUGAGCAUUAUGAAAGAGCAGAAAAUGGAGAUUUUAACUGGAUAAUACCAAACAAAUUCAUUGCCUUCAGUGGACCUCAUUCAAGAAGUAAAAUUGAAAAUGGCUAUCCCCACCAUGCUCCAGAGGCUUAUUUCCCAUACUUCAGGAAACAUAAGGUCACCACUAUAAUACGCCUCAACAAAAAACUGUAUGAUGCCAAACGAUUUACAGAUGCUGGAUUUGAGCAUUUUGACCUCUUCUUUGCUGAUGGAAGCACACCUACUGAUACUAUAGUUAAAACAUUUCUAAAUAUUUGUGAAAAUGCUGAAGGUGUUAUAGCCGUUCAUUGCAAAGCUGGUCUUGGACGAACUGGCACACUUAUUGCCUGUUACAUUAUGAAGCAUUAUCGGAUGACAGCUGCUGAAACUAUUGCCUGGAUUAGAAUAAAUAGACCUGGUUCGGUGAUUGGACCGCAGCAACACUUCCUGAUGGACAAACAGGCAGAACUUUGGACAGAAGGGGAUAUUUUCCGUGCAAAAUUGAAAGGAAACCAUAAAAUUGCUGUAACAAGAAUUUUGUCAGGAGUAGUUGAUAUUUCAAUUAAUGACACAAGAAGCAGGAGAACCAUCCAAAAGGACACUGAACUGUACAGUGAUGAAGACGAAACAAAUUGUGUAACACAAGGUGAUAAGCUUCGUGCUCUGAAAAGUAGAAGGCAGGCAAAAGCUCCAACUGCAUCUCCUCUAACAGUAAUUCUGCAGUCCAGUGUUCAGAAAAAUAAAACCUCUGAACCUAGCAUUUCUGACAGUACAGACAUUACUAAAAGAACUACCAGGUCUGCUGCAAGAAAAAACAGUUAAAAAAGCAGCCAAUCCGUCCCAAGGACUAAAACAGUAUUGCGUUAAGUUUCAAAUAAGCAACCAGUGUUGAAGAGGAUAUUCAGGAAUGAGGGGAUGUGACUAGAGGGGACUUGAUGCAAUUCAAGGAAGAUUACUUUGGCUCCAUUUUUCAGCAAAAGUGAAACUGAAGAAUCUCUUCCGUACUUGUAGAAUAAAAUGAACCGUCAACAUGCUUGGCAGACACUUUCUUAAUGUGCUAACAUUUCCUCAAAGAAAACCAAGGAAAUCUGUGUACAUUCAGACUCAGGUGUAAAUACUUAAGCCCUCUAUUAUAAAGAGGGCUUGCUAGUAUGUAUGAUGCAUGUGUAUAAAUUGUGAUGGCAAUCACUUAGCUGCUGACCACCAGAAAUUAAAAGAUGGUGGGAGCUUUUAAAUAUAUAAAUCUAUGUUGUCCUUUCAGACUGGGCUCAAGUCUCCACUUGAGACUGAAAAUCAACCACAAAAGCUUUUUUGUUCUAGUACUGGUACUCUCCUGUGUUAAUUGGCUAUUCUUUCUUAUUUUGUAUGAAGUUUUUUAUGAAGCCACAGUACUGAGUACACAAAGUAACUAUUGUCCACCAAAGAGUGCUUUAUUUUCAAAGGUUGUGUGGUUUAUUUUGAAAAAACUAACUAUAAGCGAUAUAACUUGUUUUUAAUAGUAAUAGAUUUUUAGUUGUUCACAACCAAUGGCUCUUUUAACUAGUAAUUGCUUCAAAUCUGGUAUGAUUUUAAGGGGGAGCAAAAACAGCUUACCAUUUAAAGCAGUGCUGUCAUAUUGAAAUGUCAUUACUGUUUAUUUUCCUAUCUUCAAGUCUUUUAGGUGAAACUUUAGAUUACCAUAUCUAAAAGGUAAGAAUUUUUCCCAGGUUUUAUUGGUACACUUGGUAACAUGUGGAUGUCACUGGUUUUUAGCUUUGAGACACUUAAUGAGUACAGCACACAAAAAAGGGAAAAUAAGCUUGCUCUGUAACUGAGAUUGGUAGUGGAACUCAGGGGCAGGUAUAGUUUUUAACAUCUAAUUAACACUUUUAAAACUACAGCUUACCUCUGUUAAAAAGCAGUGUUAAGUUUUAGAGGGAUCCGAGACUGAAAUUUUCAUCCACUACAAGAUUGUCUUCAAACAGUGGCAGUGUUUUUUCCCUACCACUUUUCACAUUAUGAAAUCUCAAAGCUGGCUUUGCAGUGAUGUACCCUUGCCUGCCAACUGAAGUUUAUAGCUGCAUAUCCCUCAGAUGAGGACUGUUACCACAUAGCCUUAAAUAUGAUAGUUAUCUGUUGAUUUAGUGACUCUUACAGUAGAAAGUAAAAGAAAUGAAGAGAUCUGAAGUGUUAGCAAUGGAAUAACUGACAUUUUUAAAGAUACAGAUUACCUCUGCAAGGAGGAGAAUUUUCUUUUUGUGAAUAUAAAUGGGCAGGUUCAGUGACUAGUUUCAGUCUACAUCCUUCUCAAUUAAAAUUAAGCUUUCUGUUAGGCUGGUGAUUUUUGAAUGCCAUUACGAAUAGCCCCACAUUGGCUUGAAAACAUUUUGUGGCAAGAGCAUUACAAGUUGAAGGGGAAGCAGGAAGCUUACAGGUAGCAUCCUUGAGUUUGGAUAGUCAAAAUUUGCAAAUACAGAAAGAAAGCCAAAGAGGCUUGUAUGGUGCAAAAUAAAGGACCAUUGAGGCUCAGACCCCAAAUACUUUUUUGUUUUCCUCUUAAUCUUCACCCUCACCACCAUUUUCUUGUCGGUGAAAAGCACCUAAAAGCGAGGGACUGAAUUCAUCCUGAUACAGCAAUUAAAAUUUCUUGACUUUUUUUGUUUGUUUCCUUUAACUAAGCCACUUGCCCAAAAGCUGAAGUACAGGUAACCACAAUAGUAGGUAUAUUGUUCAAAUAUGAAUUUGUGUUUAUUUUUGAAGAAAAUUCUUAUCCUGGAAGGCAGAAGGGAUGAAGCUAGUGAGGUGAGAGUCAAGACAAGAGAGAUUUAGUAAUAGUUAUUGUGUUUGACUUUGCCCUUCUCUCAGCUGAGCUUCCUCUUUUAGCAUCCUUGUUUUUAUCUGAAAAUAAUCAGCCUAUUUCACAUCCCUUCCAAAUUCCAAAGUAGGAAUUUGGCUUUUUUAAAGUAACCAGCAGAGCCGUUAGCACUUUCAGGUUCAUCAGAAGUAAAUUUGCAUAAAACAAGUGCACACACACACAAUAGCAACUUUAGCUAAACCAAAAUCGCAUGUUUGGCAUGAAUGUGUUUCAGGAUACCCCUUCCACCACCCAGUAUCUUAGUGAGAAACACAUAAAUGUCAAAGGGAUUUUACAUUUGAACUGUCCAAACAGCCUUAUAUGGAAAAUUAACUCAUUACCUCAUUGUGUCCCAUCUAAUUUUAUUGCUUAGUUUGUUCUUCUGAAUUUUUAGUAUUUUGUCUAGCAUUUUUAUUAUACCAUACCAAAGCUGUCUUAAGUACAAGAAUGAAGAGUGGGCAUGGGUGAGGAAGUCCUUGGUUUCUAAAUCUUUUUUGAAUUGUGAAGUAUUAUGUGCCAAAAUGGAAUGUGUGGCAGCAGCUGCAUCACCAUUGUACUACAGAGCAGCCAAAGGAAGUUAUUUCUGCUGUCAUCAAUUAGCAGUUUUUCCUUAGAAAUUCUUUCCUCUCUUUCAAAUACAUGACAGAUGGAUUCUCCCUUGGUCUCUUACUCAAAAGUAUGCAACAUACUCAAAAUCUGUAAAUAUCUUGGCUUAAAUUGCUAGUUUCCAUUACAGCAUCAAUAACUUAACUCAGAUUUUAACCCAGACCUUGUCUUUUUGCCCCAGUAUGACAAUAUAGAAAAUGCUGCUGAUUUAAAACAAAAAAAUAAGAUCUGUAGAGACUCAUGCAUUCAAAUGGAAAAAGAAGAAAAAUGUGAUGUUCACCAGUUUGUUGCACUGCAGUUUUUAUAUUAAUGGUUUGCAGACUGUUUGUCUUGAGUAAACUCAUGUACAGACUAUCAAGAUCUAAAUUUUCUUGACUAAUCAGUACUGUUCAUCCUGAUUAUUUUUAAAUUGUAUAUUUCUAAUCAUAUUUUUUUAACUUGGAUUGACAGAAUGGGAGUUUAUU
Haliaeetus leucocephalus (bald eagle) is the source of this 4797-nucleotide messenger RNA. It is a transcript of the gene CDC14B, whose product is annotated as cell division cycle 14B. Gene Ontology annotation, cellular component: mitotic spindle; nucleolus; spindle pole. Gene Ontology annotation, biological process: positive regulation of cytokinesis; microtubule cytoskeleton organization; regulation of exit from mitosis. The record is from RefSeq and is a predicted model, not a curated record. Gene Ontology annotation, molecular function: protein serine/threonine phosphatase activity; protein tyrosine/serine/threonine phosphatase activity. The transcript has 15 exons. NCBI's taxonomy places the organism in Eukaryota, Metazoa, Chordata, Aves, Accipitriformes, Accipitridae.